Molecule: messenger RNA, 5895 nt
Organism: Engraulis encrasicolus (European anchovy)
Lineage: Eukaryota; Metazoa; Chordata; Actinopteri; Clupeiformes; Engraulidae
Product: mitogen-activated protein kinase kinase kinase 20-like
Exons: 12
Coding region: 569-2110 (513 amino acids)
Biological process (GO): signal transduction; protein phosphorylation
Cellular component (GO): cytoplasm
Molecular function (GO): ATP binding; protein kinase activity
Source: RefSeq, a predicted model, not a curated record
GGACCUCUAUGCAGCUGAUGUCACUGUGCCCGCGCUUGGCCGGUGAUUAGGGAGUUGUUUUUAGAGUCUGAUGUGUAGGCCUAUGUGUGUGUGUGUGUGUGUGUGUGUGUGUGUGUGUGUGUGUGUGUGUGUGUGUGUGUGUGUGUGUGUGUGUGUGUGUGUGUGUGUGUGGAUACAGGGGUGUUAGUUGGUUGGUUGACGGUGGUCUGGACUCUUUCAGUGCAAGGUGGUCUGUUUUUACGCGAGAGGGAACCUCGCUUCAACGUUAUUUCUAGGCAGCAGACGCGGUGACGUUUCUUCUGGAACUGUCUGGAAUUAAGUAGAAGGUCCGGCGCGUGUGACAUCCAAGAGUCUCUAGUCUUACACAUCCGUAAGUUCUGUUUUGUUUAGCUAGUUGUCCAGCAAUAGUGCAGGCAGGCUUCUUCCCAGGCCUACAAAUUUCCAAAACAAAAUGUAAUUUAGGCCUACGAAUGGAGUCAUAGAUAUCACCCACGAGAAGGAAGGAAGGAAGGAAGGAAGACAUAGCAUCCGAGGAGGGUUUUGAGAAGUGUGCGCGUGGCAGUAUGAGAUGUCGUCCCUCAGCUCUUCGUUCGUCCAGAUCCGCUUCGAUGACAUCAGCUUCUACGAGAACUGCGGCGGCGGCAGCUUCGGCAGCGUGUACCGCGCCCGAUGGAUCUCCCAGGACAAGGAGGUCGCCGUCAAGAAACUCCUGAAGAUUGAGAAGGAGGCUGAGAUUCUCAGUGUUCUGAGACACAAGAACAUCAUUCAGUUCUAUGGCGCCAUCCUGGAGCCCCCCAACUAUGGCAUUGUUACAGAGUAUGCUGGUGGAGGCUCUUUGUACGAGUUUCUGUCCAGCGCAGACAGUGAAAAGAUGAACAUGGGACAGAUCAUGACCUGGGCAAUGGACAUCGCUAAAGGAAUGCAUUACUUACACUCAGAGGCCCCGAUUAAAGUUAUUCACAGAGACUUGAAGUCACGAAACGUGGUACUGACGGCAGACAGGGAAUUAAAGAUCUGUGACUUUGGGGCGUCUAAGUUCCAGGCCGGCACGACCCACAUGACGCUGGUGGGAACCUUCCCCUGGAUGGCACCGGAGGUCAUCCAGAGUCUCCCGGCCUCCGAGACGUGUGACACAUACUCAUACGGAGUGGUGUUGUGGGAGAUGCUGACCAGAGAGGUUCCCUUCAAAGGUUUCGAGGGUCUGCAGGUGGCCUGGCUGGUGGUGGAAAAAAAUGAGAGGCCGACGAUUCCGAGCAGCUGCCCCGCCAGCUUCGCUGAGCUCAUGAGGAAGUGCUGGCUUGCCGAGCCCAAGGAGCGUCCGGUCUUUAAACAGAUACUCUCAACAUUUGAGUCCAUGUCAAACGAUAGCAAACUGCCUGACCAGUGCAACUCUUUCCUGCAUAACAAAGCUGAAUGGAGGUGUGAGAUAGAUGCCACUCUGGAGCGUCUGAAGCUUCUGGAGAGGGAGCUGAGCACCAAGGAGCAGGAGCUGGAGCGUAGAGAGCAGAGGCUGAGGGAGUGGGAACAGCAGCUCAUGGAGAGGUCACGAGCAUCCGCACCAGUACCGUUCUACUCGCCCAUGUCGGCCAGCCUGUCGGCCAGCGCCGAAUCCUUCUUCGAGUCCCACCACGAGGAGAGCAACAGCUCCGAGAUGAGCUGCCGGAUCUCCUCCACGACGUGCAGCAACGGCGAGCCCGGCAGCACCAUCGGCUCCAUCGGCAGCAUCGGAUCCGGCUCCGGCUCCGGAGGCCUGAAGGCGCUGGUGAUGUCGGGCUUCCGCGACGUGCUGGACCUGGACGGGUCGGUGGGCGAGUCCGUGCGGCGCUCGGGCGUGCAAGUGAGCAUGCAGGCCACGCAGAACUCCUCCAGCCAGAAGUCCACCUCCUCCAGCCUGCGCCAGGGCCGCAAGCUCAACAUGGCCGUCAACAUGAACAUGGACCGCUUCGGCUGGUCGGACGACGAAGAGGACGACGACGACAACGCCGUUGCGGGUGACGUUAUGGGCGGCGGCAAGCUGCGGGCCAUCGCCCAGGGACGCAAACUCAACAUGGCCGCCAUCUCCAUGGGAGACUUUGGCUGGUCCGACGACGAGGACGAAGACAGCGAUUAGUGUGUCGGGAGAGGAGUAUGGGAAGGAGAGGAGGAGUUUAUAGGGUGAGGGUGGGAGGGAGAAAGACGCAGAGUUGUUGUCAAUCCCGAGUUCUGAUAAUACUGUGUCAAAAUCCUGCCUUUGAUCCAACCUGUUCUGAAUCAGCUGAUCGCAAUGAGUUCUCAAAAUAAGUAGCGCAAUUACCAAUUAUAAUUACUCAUUGAAGUCACCUGUGUUGGAACUGUGGUAGGGGUUUAACUUCUGAACUGGGUCUUUGACACCUCUGAGGAUUGGGUGGGAAGUUGAGGAAGAGGAGCUGGGAGUGAAUGCAGGGGUGGGUUUUGGUGGGGUGUUAUUGGCAUGGAGGUGUAUGAGAAGGGUUGAAUGGGGACUUUGGGUUUUGAGGUGGCAUAUUGGGCAGUUGUUGGGAAGGGUUGAAUUCUGUAGGAGUUGUGGGCUGGUUGGGACUAACCGCAGAGAUACACCAGCGGCGACGCGAUUCAAGCGACAGAGUGUAGCAGCAAGCGAUACGAGAGAUUGAGGAGACUAGAGUAUGUCCGUACAGGCAGAAGGCAAAGCAUUCAAGCAUUCCCAUUGGCUGUGGUCACUGACCUCUAUACAGUCAUUGGCUGUCGCGGCUUGUCGCCGAACCGCGUCAUAGCAAGUUGAAAAGAUUUCAACUUCAAAUUGUCACGCUCGUCGCGCAAAUCGCUCUAGUCUCCAGAAUCGCUUUUGUCUCUCGAUUCAAUACAAAGUCAAUUACUUUCGUCGCGCGACUCGCUCAGAUCGCCGCUGGUGUAUUUCUGCGGUAACCUGGCUGUCGCUAGAUAAUCUCUAGUUCUGCAAAGCUUGUCUUGGCUCCAUGCAUACUGUACUGUAUGCUGUUGAUCUGGAGGACGGGCGGGAUUUUCACAGGUGAAAUAGUCAAAGAGGUGAAGCAACUGUUGUAUCAGUCAAUAAUGGUGGUCACACGUCGGCAUCCAUAUGUAUUUUUUUAAUUGUCGAAUCUGCUUCGUAUUGAUUAUUUGUGUGAUCAUUUUGAUCACUCUUCUCCCGACCUUGUUUGGCAAGAGCUUGAAGCCAAACAAUCUUUACUAUGUACGGGUAGAGCCAGGUGGAAAUCACAUUUAUUUAGCAAGAGCCAGGUUAGGGUUUGGGACUGGGUCUUUUGGCAGUAGUGACAAUCACGGAUUCGGGCAAUAGAAACCCUGCCACAAAUGUCUUCUGAAUCACAUGAUUGUAAUGAGCACUGAAGGCAAAAAGAUAAGCUACUCAAGAAAGCUACCUGUUUUAGAAGGGAAAAUUCAGGAGCAGGUUUGUAUAAAGUAGAAGCAGAAGUACCUGUAGACAUGUAAUUACAACAGUAGUUGUAUGAUAUUAUAUAGUUGAACCAUGUAAUAUCAUACUAUUAGUUUUGUAAUUACAUCAGGAAGAGUAUUUCUUCUACUUCAUACAACUCUGUUCAAGAGGGUGUUUAACUUUCUGAGUCCGGAAUUGUCACCUCGGGGUAUUGGGGUGUAAUUUGUUCUGAUCGGCUGUUUGGGUUCCGAUCAGUUGUUUGUGCUGAGGUGGUUCUGGGUUCUGAUCCCAUUAUUCAUGUUCUAAUGCCCCUCUCCCUCCCUCCCCUAACCCCUCUUUGAAUGCCGCAACAGAACGUUCAGCAUUACUGAAGCUUCCUGUGUGUGUGUGUACUGUACUCUGCAAAUAGCAUUGGACAGUUUUCAUGUCAUUCAAUUUCUGCAACGAAAUGCCAUUGGCAAUCAUGAUGCUCUGCCAUUGUGUCAGCUUUUUACCCAGAAUGCAACAGAACAGAUUAGAUCAGUGUCUCCCAACCAGGGGUACGUGUACCACUAGGGGUACGCGAGCACACCUCAGGGGGUACGUGGGAAAAAUGUAAUAACAACAACUAUAUGGUGUGCCGUCAUAUUGGGAUAGAGGAUAGAGCUAUAGAGCAUGACUGAGAGGGGUACUCAUCAUAUGACAAAAUGGCUUAGGGGGUACGCAGGAGACAAAAGGUUGGGAAACACGGGAUUAGAUGACCAUUAAGCCCAGUCUGAAAGUAAGGAAUACUGUGCUUAAUUUUGUAACUCGUGCCGCCACUUGGUCAGGACACCCUUGUAAAAAAAGUUUUUUAAAUCUCAACGGGUUUAUUUUCCUGGUUAAAUAAAGCUUAAAUAAAAUCAAAUAAAAAGGAAAAGUUCGGAGUGAAUCAAUCCACAGCCUUCCUGUUCAAAUCAGAGUGUUACUGUUGGUUUGUUGUUUUUUUAACCAUAAACAAUAUUGGGUGACCUUGAACAACCAAACUAAGGAUUGAUUGAUGGAUUUGGAUGGACUGUACGUUUCCUGUGAUGUUGUAGUGUCCUCUGGCCAGCUGUUGGUUUGUCACAAAGUGCCAUUCCCUUUUAUUCAUGACACACUGUCAAAUCCUUUCAUAUUUGGCUGGUAAAUCGCUGUAUGCUGAUUGGUCUGUAGGGGGUUCAGGGAUUUUUCCAUAGGCCUGGAACACACUAGCUUCUGUUAAUGAUACACAAGUAUACACAUUUCAGCUGCCAUACCUGUCUUGUCCUUCUCCACUGUGUCAUGUGCACAUGUAUGGCACCAAUCAGAGACUAGCUGCAUCGUGUUUCUUGUGUAUUAUGCUACAGCAAGUGACUGUUCAUGUUAUAGCUGGCUGUGUACUGUGUACUCAUUCACUUCUCAGGCAAUAAGCAAUUGUAUUCCAGGCCUUUAGGGGGAGCCAUUGACAUUCAGCCAUAGUGUGAUUAUCAUCCAAGCAAUCACAACUCCAGCGCCAGAGGGCGUUGUUGUGUGAAACUUAAGGCUCUGAGGGGGACAUGCAAAAGAGUGUAUAUUGUGCAAAGCUAGAUAAAUCAUACAUCUCCAUGACAAUGGAUGAUAAAGAGCAGUGCCAAUCACUUUCAAACUGUUUGCAGGUGUGUAUUCUUAAUUGAAGACUCUUUUUUUCUAUACCUCCCGGAUUCAUGGUCCCCACCAGGGCUCUAAAUGAACACCAGCAAACUGGCCAAAUGCUGGUGAAAAUUCAGUUUGUCCCCCGACCCCACACACACACUGCCCAAUGCCCAAUGUAACGAAACUUGGGACAUCAACCAUUUUGUCCGCAAGGGAUGAGCUUUAGCUUUUCUACGAUCCUUUUUGUUGAAGAUGCCCAUGUGUCUGGGCUUUUCUGUUUCCAAUUGAGCAACUGAUUUGGUCUUUCAUUGGUUUUAUGCUGGUCAUGUGCUUGAGCUGAUCUCUUUUCCUAUUGGACGAGGUUCCCUUGUGCCUAUGCUUUUCUCGUUCCCUAUUAGUUGCAUUUAGAGCGUCUGAUAAGAGAGUUACGUCACUCCCAUAGACCUCUAUGGUCCAAUCUUUCCACAGCAAUGGUGGCUCUCAUGGAGCCUCACAGAGUUUUUUACAUGUAAAUCCCCAUUGACUUUAGUUCCAGUAGAAUUAGUUACUUAGUUUUACGAGGUGGCCGUUGAACACAGAAAAUGUGGUAAAGAUAAAAGUAAUUUGUUUGUAUUUAAUCUUUGUUUGGUAUGUAAUAGUUCUGCGUUUGUCUCCAGCGAACAGAAGGUUGUGGUUUAGAAAUAUUUUAAUCUACGCGAAUCACAUCAUGAACCGACUUCCUGGUCCCCGGUUGACACAACUCUCUCAUUAGACGGCUCUGGUUGCAUUGGCCUGAGCUUAUCUGCCCAGCCUCACCCACCCUAGCCCCCUCGCUUAUACCUUAUAUUUCUUUUGCUGUUUUUGUAAAGACUGUUUUCCUCUUUUUUUGUAAUCAAAUAAAGGAAAUGUGAAGUAAA